AUGUCACAGCAAGAAGAAACUCCCCGCUCAAAAUACGCGGGAUUUGACCAAGAGCAAGAUGUAGAGGGAGAUGACUACUACGAUGACGAUGCAGAUUUCGGGGGAGAUGAUUACCCAGACGAACAAGAUCAAGGCGAAGAACAAGAACAAGAACAAGACGGAGAUGAGGGAGAUGAGAACGACGGAGAAGCUCCUGAAGGAGGUGAAGGAGAUGACGGUGAAGAAGUCCCAGAUACGCCAGCUCCUGAUGCAGCUACCCCAGCUGGUGAUGCCAACACUCCAGUAGCAGAGGGCACAGAAGUACCUGUUAAACGCGGUAGAGGUAGACCGAGAGGACGUCCAAAAGGUAGUGGAAGAGGACUUUCUACACCCAGAGGUACACCCUCUGGUAGACCGCGUGGUAGAGGUAGAGGUAGAGGGCGUGGAUCCUCGCGUAACAAAGACCGCGCUAAAGGAAUUGGUAGAAUGGGAAAUAGACGACGUGACGAAGACGGCACAGAAGAGAUAAACUUUGGAUACAUCCCACCUGAUAAACCAGCCCCUCGUGUGCUUAGAACUAUCGGCGGUAAUGAAUAUUGGUACACGGAAGACGAGCUUGAAAUUGACGAUGAUGUCCGCGGUGAUCAAAAAAUAGACGAGCACGGUAAUUUACAAGGUGGAAGAUGCUACAAGAUGCCAACAUUCACGAGUUCACUCAGACACGACCGCGAGAAGGUUUACAUGCUUUCUAUCGAUGCCGCGAGAGGUGCGGGAUACAAGGACUCACUUUAUAUGUUUAGAAGGAAUCUCUUACUUGUUAAGCUUACCCUCGAGCAAGAAGAGAAAGAGAGACUUAUCACAGAGGGUAAACUCGCGGCCAACUCACGUUCGCGUUCAGUAACGAUAGUUGCAGCGAGAAAUGUAUACAAACUCUUCGGUGCAAAGGUCUUAGUUAAUGGUAAACACGUCGAAGAUGACUACUAUGAGGACAAAGCAAGAAAGUAUUGUGCUGAAAAGAAGAUUGAACCAGGUACUAUAUGUCAAGUUGAAGACGAAGGUCAAUUCGAAGAUGCUGAUCUCGCAGCUUUGACAAGCCAAGGUCCAAACUUCGGUACAAAGUUCUUGAGCAGAGCAAUUGGAGGUUGGGCCAGUGACAUCGGUGCUGCACUCUUCUCACCCGCUACAACUUACGCCACUAAACGUGCAUUACUGAGUCAAAAUAUAACACCGGAGAAUUGGAUGGAUGUAUACGCACGUGAGGUUCAAGGAACUAAUGACGAGAUAAAUUAUCUGAAGAGAUUGCGAAUGGAGGAGUCACAUGCUAUUUUAGUCAAAGCUGAGAACGCAGGUGUGAGGAAAAACAAACCAAAGCAGAAUGCCUUGAAGAAGGAAGACGAAGAUGUCAAGAUGGAAGGUGUUGAGACGCCAGCUUAUGCGUCGAUUCCUCCAACACCUCAAGUUGAUCCUACACCUUCAGGCAGUCAAACGCCGACAAUUGAAACAAGCAAGAAGAAGAAGGAAAAGCAUUUUAUACCGAUUGAACCAAAAUUCCAAGAUGUCGCAACCAAAGAUCUUGGUAGGUUAGAUCCAUACACCAAUACGCCGCACAGGUCAAUGGCACACCAGCCAACAAACGCAGUCUGGGAGAAAGUAUCAAUCGGACCUCAAAUUGAGGGUCUUGAUCCAAACAAGCAAUAUAUAGGUGGUUCCAAAUUGGGAACCCAGGGUUUCUCAUUAGCAAGUAUAUCUUGGGAAUUGGACGGUAUGACGCUCUCCAGUGAUAAACACAUGAGAAACAAUGUCACGAACACGCCUAUUAACUCGACCAUACUUGACUUAGACAUAACAUAUUAAAGAAUGCAAUAUAAAUGAACUGCUGUACAUAUAUUAAUAAAUUAAUCUACUUGUUCGAGGUAUCCUUGUACUAAUAAUCUCUCUACAUCUGACCUCCUGACCAUGAACCUUUGUCCAACUCUGAAAUCGACAGGGCCCCCUUGGGUUUCGAUGAGACCAGCGUCGCGAACUACCCUGACACUGAUGUGCAAAUCUUUUGGAGGUUCUAAGCUACCUGAGGUAAUAUCAACGACGUCCAGAAAUGGCGACUUGUAUUGUGUUAUCAAAGAGGAAUAUCCUCGCAGGAAAUCAACCUCCGUAGGACUGAGUUCAUCGCGUAUACCACCAUUAUCAUGUUCGUUGAGUAGGUGUGCCAAUGCGGCGCCAGAUUUCCAAUAUAAAUCGCGUAACUUAUUUAACCUGUGAUGAUGGUAUCCCAAUAAACACCUUUUAUUCCGCUGUGCACAGAGGUUUAAUAUUGUAAGUUGUGCAAGUGUAGGUUUGUCACUCUCCAUCAAGCUCUGAUCAGCCUCGUUUGUCAGUCUUUCGACAGUGUCAUUGAUUUGACUAUUGAGAUAUCGACAUUCACGCGUAAUUUCGCGCACCGAUGCAUCAUCGUAAGCAUACAAGCUGUCUGUGAGGUGCGACCGUCUCGACUGUUGUAUCAGCCUGUGUGCU
Molecule: messenger RNA, 2490 nt
Organism: Wallemia mellicola CBS 633.66
Lineage: Eukaryota; Fungi; Basidiomycota; Wallemiomycetes; Wallemiales; Wallemiaceae
Exons: 3
Coding region: 1-1833 (610 amino acids)
Source: RefSeq, a predicted model, not a curated record